UUCACUUUUUUAAUUUCGACAGCUACUCGAUUUGAUGAACAUUGCAUUGAACUUUUAGAGUAUAUAUAUACAUAACAAACUUAUAUCAUAACUAUGGCUUCCGCAGUCAAGGUACGAAAGAAACCUAUUAUACAAAGGCAGAGACCCGUUACAACCAACGACGCUAUAGGAUUUAAUCCUGAAGAUAUAGAAGAGCCAACUGAUUUACAUUUACUAAAGGAAGUAUCGCAGAAACUUAAUUUGGCAACUCGGAGACCAUCGACAGUCCAGUGGAAACAGGUUAUCGAAUUCCGUAAAUCUCAAGGAUUUUAUUCUUCGGACGUAGAGCCGGAAUUUUUGGACAAAAUCGUCGGCGCUAAAUUAAAAAAGAGCGUUACAGAAGACCUCACCAAUGACGUCAUAAAUCAAGAUGACGUAGAAAACAACAACAUUAAACUUAAAACGUCUAAAAGUCAAAAAUCGGAAUCUUCCGAAAAAAUACCCUCUGAAAGCAAGAAAAACGGGUUUAUAUUUCCAGGAUUUCAUCUUAAAAAAGAUAAAACUUCUUCUAAAAAAACUAAGUCCUCGACACGAGGUGAAAAAGAACUCGAAAUAACGGCUACAACCUCACCAAUAAAGACUCCAACUCAAGUCGUGCCUGAGUGCGAAAACUCAAAUGAUGAUUUAAAUAAAAAUUAUAAACCGCACUGUGACAUCACAAAACCCGUAUCCAAGAGCGGGAAUGAAGAUCAAACGCAAGAACAAAUAUGUCGAUUUCCUCUUUAUGACACUGAUGACGAAAAUGAUGACGUCACUACAGGAAUGAGUGCGACGGCGAUUAGAUAUAGAAAUAUAACAAGAGCACUUGGAAAAAUUAGAAGAGAUUUAAUCACAAUGAGGAUUGAAGACAACAAACUCGCUCGUAAACUACUUGAUGCAAGAACUGAGAUUAAUUUAAUACGAGUACGUCAGAGUUGUGACGCACAUGCUGAGAUGCUUGAUGACGUCACAUAUGAAUUAGAAGAAGAUGAUCUACUACCUGGUUUAAUUAAAGCUUGUGAUUUACCAAAUCGGCAACCUGGAUCCUUAAUGUCAGCGUUUUCACCUCUUCGUACCAUGGGACUAAGCAGAAUGAAUUUAAAUAGAAGACGAUUUUCAAUAAGAUAAUUAAUGAAAGGAAAGACACUCAUUUCGAAUGCAGUGAAAGAAAAUUUGAAUUAUGAUAGGAGUUGCACAUUCAACCCGGAAAAGGGAAGCCGAAUAUACGGCUUAAUCAUAUGACGAACCACGGCCUAUGGCCUGGUUACAAGUCCAUGUCGCGUAUAGUAUUAGUUUGCAAGCUAUUUAUUUUCAGAUGUAUGGACUUGAUGGAGAAAGACGAAACGCAACACAACGGUUACGUCAUACACCCUACGACGACAUGAGUUUAGCAAGCCACUCGUACAUAAUUAUCCCCAAGGGAUAUGAAUUGAAUCAAGCUGUAUUAAAAUUGCAACCAACGCCUCGCAAAUGAGAUUCUACAAAUCAAGAAUUUAAACAUCCCGUAUUCAUUAAGUCAUCAAACAAUUUCGAAACGACCAAUCCCAAUGAACAUAGCAUAGUCAAAGAUUCCUAUCUUCACACUCUAUUAAUAUGAAAGUUAUGAAGUUAGAAAUUCACGAUCUCAAGCCUAUAUCUCUAACUCUUAGCAUUAGCUCUCAGGUCAGUCUCAGGAGACGCUUAUUUCCGUACCACUUCGUCUAAUUGCAAUAAAUAAAGCAAUGUUCCCUUCUAUCAAAUUAUCUCGGUUAUUCGUUAAACAUUGCCAAGUCCAUGCUCCCAAAAACCAAUAACAGGCUAACGACCCCCGUACCCGACAUGGACUGGUAAACGAACGAGACGCCAUAUGAUUAGGCUGUCUUAUCGGCUUUCCUCUCCCCGGGAUAAAUCUGUAAACUCUAUCCUACCCUACAACAUAUAUGUUCCAUUUGGGAGGCGUUAUUUUUUUUCCAAACAAGGUUUCAAACAGGAAGCCGCCGAUGCGUAGAGAGCUACUAUUUUGCGAAAACCGGAAUAGUUUUUUUUGUUUUGUUCUGAAUCGCUCUCCCAAUUGAACACACCCUGGAUUAGACGAUGUCCGUAGGGUUUGAACCGGCGAUCUUAUACAUGUUAGGACGACGUGGCUCUAAUCUCGUUCUUCAACACGUUUAUCGAUCGUUUCUUUGUCAACCCAGGACAAAGCAAUUUAAUGUCCAUACUAAUUCAUUCCACAGCAAAUUCUUUCCUGGAACAAAUUCUCACUUCAUAUUUUCCCGUGUAGGAUGCAAUUGCUGUUUUAGAAUGAUAUCCCCACUUUCAAGUCUGUACUUUUGUCUUAUUAUAAUUUAUCUAUAUUUUCAUGUUUAUUAACGAAAUUACAAAAUCCUUCAAUAAUUUAAAUACCAGCAAAUUAGUAUAAAAAAGGAACCUUAUUUGUUACAACGCCAUUAGUAAUUCGCACGAUUUUGCCGCCUACUUGCGCAGUUCCGAUACAAAGCUACAGCAUUAAUCUUUUAGUGACGUAAAUGAACGAGAGCACACGAAGACUUAUAGCGCCACCUAGCGAUUCAUCGUCAACAUGUGUUCGGCUACUUGAAUAUUUUAAUUACCCAUGCUUCCUUCCAGAACACUCCGUCCCUUGACUACAAUUUUAGAACAUUUAUACACUCUUGAUUUUUUUUUUCAAUCGAAAUUAUUUUAUUUCAAAUUGUGGAAAAUUUAUUUACAAUUUUAUUCUUUAUUUUAUUGAUCUUGAAAUAUU
Molecule: messenger RNA, 2758 nt
Organism: Styela clava
Lineage: Eukaryota; Metazoa; Chordata; Ascidiacea; Stolidobranchia; Styelidae
Source: RefSeq, a predicted model, not a curated record